Molecule: messenger RNA, 1266 nt
Organism: Poecilia reticulata (guppy)
Lineage: Eukaryota; Metazoa; Chordata; Actinopteri; Cyprinodontiformes; Poeciliidae
Source: RefSeq, a predicted model, not a curated record
GGGGCGGAGCCAACCACAGAGGAGACUCAAAAGCUGGUUUUCAACAACCUUCAGUCAGAAGGCAGCAGCUUUCAUCCAGCUCUUCUUCUACUGAUCCGUACUUUUCUGGAGGAAAGAUGUCGGGCUCCUUCAGGCGUUUGAUCUCGGGCCGCAGCACGGCCGUGCUGCUGGCUAGCCUGGGCGCGGGCACCAUGGCCACCGGCGUCCUGCUGAACGAGAAUGGCUCCCUGGCUGCCGAGGCCAAGAAGAAGCUCUACCCUCCCAGCUCAGACUUCCCCGACCUGAGGAAACACAACAACUGCAUGGCCACCGCUCUGACUCCGGCUGUUUACGCCAAACUGAGGGACAAGCUGACUCCCAACAACUGGACCCUUGACCAGUGCAUCCAGACAGGGGUGGACAACCCGGGUCACCCCUUCAUUAAGACGGUGGGCUGCGUCGCUGGUGACGAGGAAAGCUACGAGGUAACGCAACUCACUAGCAACAACAGAGUCCCACACAUGAGCAGGGACCACUUCCUGUUUGACAAGCCCGUCUCCCCUCUGUUGACGUGCGCCUUCAUGGCCAGAGACUGGCCAGACGCCAGGGGGAUCUGGCACAACAAUGAGAAGACCUUCCUGAUCUGGAUCAACGAGGAAGACCACACCAGAGUCAUCUCCAUGGAGAAGGGCGGCAACAUGAAGAGAGUGUUCGAGAGAUUCUGCAGCGGCCUCAAACAGGUUGAGCAUCUAAUCCAGGAGAGAGGCUGGGAGUUCAUGUGGAACGAGCGUCUGGGAUACAUCCUCACAUGCCCGUCCAACCUGGGCACUGGCCUGCGGGCCGGGGUUCAUGUCCGCCUGCCAAACCUCAGCAAGGACCCGCGUUUCUCCAAAAUCCUGGACAACCUGCGGCUGCAGAAGCGAGGCACGGGCGGGGUCGACACGGCGGCUACUGGAGACACCUUCGACAUUUCCAACCUGGACCGUCUGGGCAAAUCCGAGGUGGAGCUGGUUCAGCUGGUGGUCAACGGGGUCAACUACCUGAUCGAGUGCGAGAAGCAGCUGGAAAAGGGCCAGGACAUCCAGGUGCCCGCUCCGCUGGUUAUGUUCAAGAAGUGAGAGCCGAACAUGUGAAGGAGAACCUUGGCACCACCACUAGAGGCUGAUGUCUCAAAGAUUGUACGUCUUCAGGGUAAAAAUAAAACAAAAGAUCUUCGACAUGACCUGCAGAAAAGUCUACCUCAAGUUAAGGAUUACCCUGACUUUAAUAAAAAAAAAUUAAAACAAC